Messenger RNA from Neopsephotus bourkii (Bourke's parrot), 2431 nucleotides. It is a transcript of the gene RAB32, whose product is annotated as RAB32, member RAS oncogene family. Gene Ontology annotation, biological process: vesicle-mediated transport. Gene Ontology annotation, cellular component: vesicle; trans-Golgi network; Golgi apparatus. Lineage: Eukaryota; Metazoa; Chordata; Aves; Psittaciformes; Psittacidae. The record is from RefSeq and is a predicted model, not a curated record. The coding region runs from base 202 to 858 and encodes 218 amino acids. The transcript has 3 exons. Gene Ontology annotation, molecular function: GTP binding; GTPase activity.
CCGCGUCCUGUGACUGCAGUCAGGUGGUUGUGGGGGUUUUCUUCCCCUCCCUCCAUCCUGCUCCGGCUUCCGUGGGCCGGCCCAGCGGGGAGCCGGCUGGGGAAAGUUGGAGGAAAGUUGCCGGUUGGGAAAGUCGAGAGGCGGGAUAGUCGCGGCCCCGGCUGUCAGGCUUCCCCGCCGGGCCCCCAGGGAGGGCCGAGGAUGGCUGGCGGGGAAGGAGCGGGCUCCGGCGUGCUCGAGUGUAGGGAGCACCUCUUCAAGGUGCUGGUGAUCGGGGAGCUGGGCGUGGGUAAAACCAGCAUUAUCAAGCGCUACGUGCACCAGCUCUUCUCCCAGCACUACCGGGCCACUAUAGGGGUGGAUUUUGCGCUCAAAGUCAUCAACUGGGACAGCAAGACCCUGGUGCGACUGCAGCUCUGGGAUAUAGCAGGCCAGGAGCGCUUUGGAAAUAUGACUAGAGUAUACUACAAAGAGGCAGUUGGUGCUUUUGUGGUCUUUGAUGUUACAAGAGGGUCUACUUUUGAGGCUGUUUUAAAAUGGAAGCAUGAUUUGGACAGUAAAGUACUGCUUCCCAAUGGCAGCCCCAUCCCUGUUGUUCUUCUUGCAAACAAGUGUGACCAAAAGAAAGAUGGCAGCCAGAACCCCACUCAAAUGGACCAGUUCUGCAGAGAAGGUGGCUUUGUUGGAUGGUUUGAAACAUCUGCCAAGGACAACAUCAACAUAGAUGAAGCUGCUCGAUUCUUGGUGGAAAACAUCCUUACCAACUACAAAACCUUUCCUAAUGAAGAGAAUGAUGUGGGGAAACCAAAACUGGACCUAGACCCAUUGAAAGCAGAGAGUAAAUCACAGUGCUGCUAAUGAUACCACUGUUCAGUGAAUGUGAUGGGACAAGCAGCAAGACUGUUCCUUAAAUCAAACUGCUGCUAUGGUGCUGCAUUGUGACAAUUCAUAUGGGCUGUCUGGUAUUAUCUAAAUAGGUGAUUCCUGUGGGUGUUUACAUAUUCUUGUUUUGCAUGAAACUGUGUAUCUUGGGAGUUAUCACUCCACUUGCUUGAGUGGCUAAAUUUAAAUCUUAUUAAUGUCUUCUUACCUGAGAAAAUAAGGUAGUGUUUACACUCCUAAAAAGGAACAAAGACAACAUUCUGUGUCUAGUUUGCUUCUAGGAUGUAUGCUACAUUCCAAAUAGGACUUAACUUGUCAUGGUUUUAGCUGUUCAGGUACUUGUACCUUUAAAGUAAACUUUUCCUUUCUCACGAGUAAUAUCCCACUUUAGCCUUCUCACUUACACAUAUGUCCCUAUUUAUUAUCCCCCUCCAUGAGAAUCUGUCUCAUUGCUAGUUCUUCUGUUUUGAGACAUCCCAGAAAUAUUGAAGGGGCCAAUGACAGAUGGGAGGUAUGUUAGUGUGUUCACUAGGACUGAGUGAAGUAGAUGGCUUUUACCACUGAGUAAGAACAAGAUCUGUAACUGAUGGUAUUUAACAAGGGAAAGGCAUGGUUAUAGAGAUACUAACAAAAAUACAUGUCUGGCCAUUUAAGGCAGAAUAUUUUCACCUAAUACUUUACAUAUGAAACACAUUAAUGGAUACAGUUGAACUUUUGGCACAUAGUUAUGGUAAUCUCACCUAUAUGCACAUCCAGAAAUGAACAUCCCGUAACUUUUUCAUGCAUUAACACUGGAAGCUUUACCAAGAGUGCAAAAAGUGUCUCACUGUUCUGUGAUAAUGAAUUUGCUGCUUUUUCCUUUGUCUUCGUAGUUCUAAAUACUAUGAGAAAGGAGAGAGGUCUUGAAGGAAAUAGCUUAACUGGUUCUUGCUAGCCUAUCAAACCCUUUCCCCCAUGCCACAAGCUCUAUCUUUUUCAAUUUUAGAACAGUGCUGCACUCUUCUGACUAGUUGGAGCUGGUGAACUGGUUUACCACUUUGUAACUCGGUAUACUGAGAUGCUUCUGUUUCCUUGUUAUAACUCAUGUAUUUUUAGCAGCAAGUGAAGAUCAAAAGGGUUAGAGAGAUUUCACAGUUCUUAAAUACAUUCUGGAAUUCUGCUCUCCUUGGUUGAAAGGCUAUGGAACUCCCCUUUAUUUUGAGGGUUUCUUCUGUCCUGGUACCUCAUUGCUACUGACUUCAGAAGUCUUAUCUUUCUUGGUCUGAUGAUGCUGACGUUUUCUUAAACAUCAGCAUGAUGUAUGUGCCAGAUUGGGUAUACUUUAAUCUGUGCUGAGAUUUCUUAGACUGUCAUCUUUUUUUUUUUUUUUUUCCUAAAGAGUAAUGUAGUUUUUAAGAGAAAAAUAAACGUAUUUGGGCAUCUUAGGUAUGUCAUUGUUUGCUUUUGAGAACUUGAAUCUUCACCCUAUACACAAAUGCUUUCAUUCACAUUUGGAAACAACUUUGUCUUCUAGUAGUUUGUAUGCAAAAGGCUUAUCUUAAAAUGCCAA